UUUAUUUUUUCUAGUUGGACCAGUUGAAGCUCAACCUGCUCUCUGGAGCUAGCCCAAUUGACGUACGUACACUUAAGGAAUGCGCCGCUAUAGCUAACGCCUUAGUCUCCUAUAGCUAACGCCUUACUCUCCGUCUGUGUAAACAACCUUUUAAACAAAUGAUACGUCACCAAUACAAGACUUUGAGGCGAAAUCAAGCAAACUGAAUUGUGCCGCGCACUUUAACUUCAUCCAUCGAAUUUUACUUCCGAAACAUUUGUGUUGCUUCGAUAUGGGAGUUGUAGUUUUCUUUAUCUCCCGGUUCAAGUCAAGUGCCCGAAGCUAAUGCAUCCGCCCUGUGUAUAAUAGUUGUUAGACACUGUUCACCUUGAGAGGCAUUAUCUAUUGUCAAAGCCUAGCUAAAAUAUGUAAUUUAAGGGUCCUGUUAAGUUUUCUAACCAAGGUUUUAGUGGGAGUUCUAUUAUUAGCGACAACUGCUCCGUGUGUGUCCCUCACAAGCGAUAUUCUAUAAAUAGAUUAACAUUGUUUCGUGUCAAGUUGUCGGUGAAUAGCUCAGAUUCUUACAAAAAAAAGCGACAUCAAGUCACACGGGCGGUGCAGCCCUCCUGACUACAGUUCCCAUGAAUCAACAGCCCAGCACAGUAGCGCAAUACUUAUGGCGCAUGCUCAGCAGAGCUAACUAGAUAUGUUGGCCAAAACAGCGGGUGAUAAAAUGCACAAGUUGAAGUCAUCACAGAGAGACAAAGUACGGCAGUUCAUGUCCUUCACGCAGGCGCAGGAGAGGACAGCCGUGUACUGCCUGACACAGAAUGACUGGAAACUAGAGGUUGCCACGGACAACUUCUUCCAGAAUCCAGACCUUUACUAUAAAGAAUCCAUGAAAAACUCAGUCGACCGUAAGAAGCUGGAGCAGCUCUACAACAGAUAUAAAGACCCACAGGAUGACAAUAAGAUCGGCAUAGAUGGGAUCCAGCAGUUCUGUGAUGACUUGACCCUGGACCCGGCAAGCAUGAGCAUACUGGUGGUGGCAUGGAAGUUUAGAGCAGCUACGCAAUGUGAGUUCAGCAAGAAAGAGUUCCUGGAUGGCAUGGCGGACCUUGGCUGUGACAGCCCCGACAAACUGAAGGCCAUCCUUCCCAGACUAGAGCAAGAGCUGAAAGACACAGGGAAGUUUAAGGACUUCUACCAGUUUACCUUUAAUUUUGCUAAGAAUCCUGGACAGAAAGGUUUAGAGUUAGAGAUGGCUGUGGCUUACUGGAAUUUAGUUCUCAGGGGCCGCUUCAAGUUUUUGGAUCUCUGGAACCGGUUCCUGACAGAACAUCACAAGCGUUCAAUCCCCAAAGACACAUGGAACCUUCUUCUAGACUUUGGAAAUAUGAUAGCAGAUGACAUGUCAAACUAUGAUGAAGAGGGAGCAUGGCCUGUUCUCAUAGACGACUUUGUGGAAUUUGCACGGCCAAUUGUGAUGGGAGGAAAAAGUGGCAUGACAUAGUGUUGGACGAUCAUGUCGUAACUGGACUUGACUACUCUCCUAGUUUUUUCUUUUUUUAUGUGAAUGAGGAUUUUUUAUACAAAUAAGCCAAAAAGAGAGACUUCCAUGGUAAUCUUGUCCACAGAGUUGUCGAAUGGUCCGCCUGCAUAAAAUGCCCGGUGGUACAAAGAUGACGCUGGACAAAUGUUUUUAUGUCAACUUCAAGUGGACUUUGAAAAUGAUGAUUACUUUGUGAUGAUUGGUACUAAACGUCCGUCAUCCUGCCGUGGACUUGGCCCACUGACUGGAUUCUUUUUGCACAAGGAGAGGGGACAUUCAGAGUGAUCUUUUUGGUGCAGCAGCAGUUUGUGUCUUCCUGUCACUGAAUGAAAAAGUACGUUGAAUCAUGCAUGUUUUUGUGCAAUGAAGCGGUGCCAUUUGGCGUUAGCUCUCUUGAAAACGAGAGAGAGAGCUGUACACUUGGUUUUCAUAGUUAUGAGAGUUCUGGGUUUGGUUCAUGCAGAAUCUUUUUAUUCGCUUUUAUAACAAGAAGAAAUUGAUUAAAUGUGGAAUCAGUUAAAAUCCCAAUUCGAUAUUUUAUACUCGAAACUGACAGUCGGACAGGGAAAUUUUGAGGCAUUUUGAGCUCAACACCAGCAAAAGUACAGUAAAAUACUGUACGUAAUCAUAAUAGUUCCUCAAUACUUCCUAGAUUUAAAAUUGUUCCUGAAUCUGUUAUUAUUUUUUUAAAUGCAGCUGCCUUUUUUGGAUACGUUCUGCAGUGUGUAACCUGGUGUGUACAACAAGGCACUGAUAGAUACAGUUUCUUGGCCAAUGAUUACAGUACAAACUGCACUGAUUUACACUUUUAUGUUAUUUGUUUUGCUUUUAUUACACUGUUAAGCUGCUACAUUUUAUGUUGGUGUCCUAUCAGUAUUUUAAAUGUAUUGAGUUCAAACUCUUUCAGCAUUUAGUUUGAUACUAUAUCGGAUACAGGAAAGGUCACUCUAUAUUUAUGCUGCCGUACAUCUCAGUACAGUACAUCUCAGCUGGUCCCCCCCAUAUGUACAUCUGACAAGGUUAGAUGUCACCCACACAAAGUUUGGCUUGUCUGACUGCAAUACAUAGCAAUGCUGUCUUCACAAAUGUAUGUCAACUUCUAAAGAUCCGUUAAUCUUGUACCCACAGCGAGUGAGGCCCAUGAUUUACAGCACAAUGCAGGGUGGUUUGCUUUUGUUACAUCACAGCCUCGUUAACACACUUGCCCAAUUACGCAGAUGUGAAACCUAUACACAUAUAUAAUUGAUUGCUAUUGGUCUAAUUGCAUGACAUGUGGUUCUGGAGCAGGGAAAUGUGACGCCCUAAAGAAAGGCAAAAUGUUACCAACUGGUUCUAGUCGUCCUAGCAGUUUAUCCAAGGCAAUGAAGUAAGCAUUAUCAAAAGUCUAGGUUUGUCCCAAAGGUGUAAUUGUCAAUAAAGCAUGUGUCAAAUGGAUGUUUUAAGUGGUGGUUAGUCCAUACAAGGUGGCACGCGGUCGAGUGGUAAGCGCACAGACCUCACAACUAGGAGACAAGGGUUCAAUGUGCAUGUGCUCCCCGUGCAUGUGUGGGUUUUCUCCGGGUACUCUGGUUUCCUCCCACAUUCCAAAAACAUGCUAGGUUAAUUGGUGACUCCAAAUUGUCCAUCGGUAUGAAUGUGAGUGUGAAUGGUUGUUUGUCUAUAUGUGCCCUGUGAUUGGGUGGCGACCAGUCCGGGGUGUACCCCGCCUCUCGCUCGAAGACAGCUGAGAUAGGCUCCAGCACCCCCGCGACCCUCGUGAGGAAAAGCGGUAGAAAAUGAAUGAAUGAAUGAAUAGUCCAGACAAGGACCAAUCAGGGAGUUUCAAUGAGCGGACAGGAUGCUAAUCAAUGUCAUCACACUACCACCAUAUUUUACUGUUGGUAUGAAAGCAAUGUUACUUCUACACCAGAUGUAAUGGAUCCUUCCAAAAAGUUCAAAUUUUGUCUCGUCAGACCACAGAGCAUUUUUCCAAAUUGAGACAAGCCAUCUUGGAACUCUGGGCUGUUUUUCCCAGUGACUUUAACUGAGGCAAGUGAGGCCUGCAGUUCUUUGAAUGUUGUUGUGGGGUCUUUUGUGACUUCUUUGACAAGUCGCUGCACUCUUGGGGGUAAUUUUGAAUGGCUGGCCACUCCUGGGAAGGUUUCAGCACUGUUCCAUGUUUUUGCCAUUUGUGGAUAAUGGCUCUCACUGUGGUUUGCUGGAGCCCCAAAGUUUUGGGAAUGGCUUUAUAACCUUUUUGAGAUUGAUAGCUCUCAAUUCAUCUCAGCUAGUAAGUUAUGUUUUAACAAGACUACAAUCACUUUUUCCACAUAGUACCAUUUUCCCGCCUCCCUUAAUAAUAAAAAUGUUUCAUUUAAAAACUG
Doryrhamphus excisus (bluestripe pipefish) is the source of this 3894-nucleotide messenger RNA. It is a transcript of the gene dcun1d2b, whose product is annotated as DCN1, defective in cullin neddylation 1, domain containing 2b. Gene Ontology annotation, cellular component: ubiquitin ligase complex. NCBI's taxonomy places the organism in Eukaryota, Metazoa, Chordata, Actinopteri, Syngnathiformes, Syngnathidae. Gene Ontology annotation, molecular function: ubiquitin conjugating enzyme binding; cullin family protein binding; ubiquitin-like protein binding. Gene Ontology annotation, biological process: protein neddylation. The record is from RefSeq and is a predicted model, not a curated record.